Molecule: messenger RNA, 766 nt
Organism: Carlito syrichta (Philippine tarsier)
Lineage: Eukaryota; Metazoa; Chordata; Mammalia; Primates; Tarsiidae
Product: GATOR complex protein NPRL3-like
Exons: 4
Coding region: 95-766 (223 amino acids)
Biological process (GO): cellular response to amino acid starvation; TORC1 signaling; negative regulation of TORC1 signaling
Cellular component (GO): GATOR1 complex
Source: RefSeq, a predicted model, not a curated record
AGGUCUGUGCUGCACAAGCCCAGAACCAGCUUCUUCAGGGCAGGUAGGCUGUGGCCACCCAGGCUGAAGCUCCUUAUGAGCCAGCCUCCCAGACAUGGUCCUCCCAGCUUCUCUCUGCCCGCAGGUCUUCCAACUUGCGGCUCACCUGGUGUACUGGGGCAAGGCCAUCAUCAUCUACCCGCUGUGUGAGAACAAUGUCUACAUGCUGUCUCCUAAUGCCAGUGUGUGUCUGUACUCACCGCUGGCUGAGCAGUUCUCCCACCAGUUCCCAGCUCAUGACCUGCCAUCUGUACUCGCCAAGUUCUCCUUGCCCGUAUCCUUGUCGGAAUUUAGGAACCCUCUGGCCCCCCCUGUGCAAGAGACUCAGCUCAUCCAGAUGGUGGUGUGGAUGCUGCAGCGCCGACUACUCAUUCAGCUGCACACCUAUGUCUGCCUGAUGGCAUCGCCCAGUGAGGAGGAGCCCCGGCCGCGAGAGGACGACAUGCUCUUCACUGCCCGGGUUGGCGGCCGCAGCCUCAGCACGCCCAACGCCCUCAGCUUUGGCUCCCCAACCAGCAGCGACGACAUGACCCUCACUAGCCCCAGCAUGGAUAACUCCAGCGCGGAGCUGCUCCCCAGCGGAGACUCACCACUGAACAAGAGGAUGACAGAGAACCUGCUGGCCAGCCUGUCAGAGCACGAGCGAGCGGCUAUUCUCAGCGUGCCUGCAGCCCAGAACCCUGAGGACCUCCGCAUGUUUGCCAGGUGGGCUUGGGUGACUGUGUAG